AUGGCCCCUUGCAAGCGGACUCGGUCUUCUGCCGGGCUGGCUUUGCUCCUGGGAUCUCUUGGCCUGGGCCACCUCGCAGGCUUCGUGUCUGCGCCUUCAGGGAAGAGCACAUCUCCGAGGGCGCCGCGUGCGGCCACGGAGACUGCGGAGCCGAAGCUCUCCGAAGGGAUGAGCCCUGUCCUCACAUACCUCGGCAUAAAUUCGAUGAGCCUGGAGAUUGGCGAGCAGCGCCUGUUGAUAGAUCCACUGCUCGUUGGCAGCCUCGUCUUUUUCGGCCAGCGCUGGGCCUUCCGGGGUCGCUCCCGGGCAGAAGCUCUCCCAAAGCCCGAGGACGUUGCAGAAAGCUUUGAUGCCAUUGUGCUGACGCAAGGCCUGGACGACCACACGCACCGGCCGACUUUGGAGCGGGUGGACCGGAGGAUGCCCAUCAUCGCCAAUCCCAGUGCUGCCUCCGUGGUAAAGGCCAUGGGCUUCCAAGAUGUUUCCGUGUUGCGGCCGGACGAGUCUCGCUCGUGGGGGUCCCUGCGACUCACAGCAGUGCCCGGAAGCGUGGUUGGGCCGCCGUGGCAGGAUCCUGAAAACGGAUAUGUGUUUACCGACACGCGGCCCGGUGGCCUCUCUGUAG
Symbiodinium sp. CCMP2456 is the source of this 625-nucleotide messenger RNA. The record is from the annotation of a GenBank genome assembly. Lineage: Eukaryota; Dinophyceae; Suessiales; Symbiodiniaceae.